CUCGGUGCAGGGAUAGCAGACACAGCAACAUGAAGACCCAACUUAGUACUCCUUGUACAACUUCCGUAUGUAUAGCUUUUCUGUUUGGAACAAUUGUCAAACUAAUUUCCAGCCAAGAAUGUCAAACCGUUAAUGCAGUACACGGAUAUCGUCUUGUUAACCAUGUCCUGAACACAGUUCAUGAUGUUACGUUUGAACGUUGUACAGUUCUCUGUACUGAACAUCCUGCCUGCUACAGUAUCAACCACUUUACUACAACCAGUACCUGCGAACUGAACAACAAAACAAAACUUUGGUUUCUAAGUGAUUUCAUUUCGAGUGACAGCGUCUUUUACAUGGAUAUGUUGGUACGGCAGUACGACAUUUGUGUCCACGACAAUCCUUGCCGUAACGAUGCCAAGUGUAUUCCGUACCCCAACAACGGAACCUUUCAUUGUCAAUGCAGCAAAUAUUACACUGGAAAAACUUGUGAGGAUCUUCGAAAAGGAGGAAACGUCAGUUGCUCCAAUCAGGUUCUAGACCUCUGUCAUUCGAAUAUGACCGCGUGGCAGGCUACAAUCCUAGGCCCUACUAGCCUCAAUCUCUCGGGUUGUAACCCCGAUGAUAUUACGAACACAGCAGAACUUCUUUUGUUCGUUAGUCGAGCAAGAACUGAUAGCCUGGGUGAUUAUGGUAAAUACCAAAUCGUCAAGGUCAAAGAGAACACAGGAUGCACCGUAACGCUGCUAGCACCGAUCAACAUCACACUCUCCGGUUCUCCAUGUGAACUAAUCGCUCAACGACUGCCAUAUUUUGACCACAUCUCUCUGACCCAGUCCUGUCAAGUGACUUGUCGUGCUCGGUCUGGAGAAGUGGGUGGUAUCCUAGCUCUGAGAGCAACCAAGUUAACAAUAGACAGCACAUCCAAGAUACAAGUCAAUGGGAAAGGUUUCCAUGGCGGUGCCGGAGGAAGCAGUUCUGGUGGCGGUGGAUUCGGAGGGGAAACAUUCGUAUGCUUAUCAUCCACGUACGGUAAAGGUGGAGAUGCUGGUCAAACAGGAGACCAUGGAGGAGGUUCAGGGGAAGAUUCUGGGUUUUAGAUUCAAGCCUAUGCAGGAGGUGGCGGAUCUUCUUACUGCCCUGGUCGAAAUGGAGGAAUUGGUGGUUCCACUGGAGGAAAUGCAGGAAAUUCUUUGAGGGGAGGAAUAGGAGGUAAGAAAUCAAGGAUCAAAUAAAUCCUCGAACUUCUUAGAAUCAGACGUAUUAGCCAUUCCGAGUACAUUCCGAAGUUAAGGGAAAAACUGGAUCGAGUUGGCAUUGCAGUG
Messenger RNA from Actinia tenebrosa (Australian red waratah sea anemone), 1304 nucleotides. RefSeq lists its product as uncharacterized. The record is from RefSeq and is a predicted model, not a curated record. Lineage: Eukaryota; Metazoa; Cnidaria; Anthozoa; Actiniaria; Actiniidae.